UGCUGCCCUGUUUAGAGAGAGAGCGAGAGAGCUGUUUGUCACUGCGAGGAGGAAGUGCACAUUGCCCCUCAAUAAGGCGCAGUGUUAGCGUUACAGAUAACUCACUGUCUCUGGUGCCCCGGACAAUCCAAGGAGAGACCUUCCUCCAUCCCGUAGCCGAUACUGGGGAUCUGACCAUUGUUUCCCGCGGAGCCCUGAGCGGCCCGACUCGCAGCAGCUUCAGAGGAUCUGUCCAUUAUCAGCGGGUGCUGAAAAGCCUCAGCAUGUCUGUUGCUCUGUAUUUCCUGACCACCCUGGGGGGGUAUGUGCUCACCUCAGCUCUGCUCCUCAAGUUCCCCAACCUACUGCACAAGAAGAAGCAACAAAAGUUCCGCUGUAGACACAUAUCCCACCGAGGGGGUGCAGGAGAAAACUUGGAAAAUACAAUGGCAGCUUUCCGACAUGCAGUCAGCCUGGGGACAGAUAUGCUAGAGCUUGACUGCCACCUCACAAAAGAUGAACAGGUUGUGGUGUCACAUGAUGGGAACCUGAAGAGGUCAACCGGUGUCAAUAUCAACAUACCAGAUCUGAACUACUGUGACCUGCCUCCCUAUCUUUGCCAACUGGACGUGACCUUUGAGAAAGAUUGCUGCUGCCAAGGUGGAGAGGACAAACGCAUACCGCUGCUGAAAGAUGUUUUUGAAGCCUUUCCAGACACACCGAUCAACAUAGACAUCAAAGUCAAUAACAACAUUCUUGUUAAAAAGGUCUCUGAGCUGGUGAGGGAAUAUAAAAGAGAACAUCUGACUGUGUGGGGCAAUGCAGACUACGACAUUGUGCAGAAAUGCCACAGGGAGAACUGUGACAUCCCUCUGCUCUUCUGCUUUCAACGGGUCUUGCUCCUGGUUGGUUUAUUUUACACUGGACUCUUGCCCUUCUUUCCUAUUCGAGAACAAUUUCUGGAGAUUCCAAUGCCUUCUAUCAUCAUGAAGCUUAAGGAUCUGUCCAAAAUGAGCCGGAGUCACAAGUUUGUGGUGUGGCUUGCAGACGCAUUAAUAAUGAGAAAGGCGCUGUUUGAUCACCUGACAGCACGAGGGAUUCAGGUAUACAUAUGGGUAUUAAACAAUGAAGAGGAAUACAAACGAGCGUUUGAUUUGGGUGCUACCGGCAUAAUGACAGACUAUCCCACCAGGCUCAAAGAGUUUUUGGAAAAACAUUCCCAUUGAGUAACUACAUCACAGAAACACCACAGCCUCCAGGAAUGAGCAGCGCCAAUCAUCCGUCUAUACUGUACAUCUUCAUACCUCACACGUGGCAAUGUAAUAAUGUAGAGAAACCUCAAGUACAGAUACAUAUGUAUGGAACAGCAUCUUGUAUAGUUUCCAUCUGUAAAUAGGCGAUGAGACUAAACCACAGUACUGUAUAUUUAAGGAGUGAGAGAAAACUACAUAAACCCAGUCUGAUGGGAACUGUUAUGCUGUA
Molecule: messenger RNA, 1461 nt
Organism: Xenopus laevis (African clawed frog)
Lineage: Eukaryota; Metazoa; Chordata; Amphibia; Anura; Pipidae
Gene: gdpd1.S
Product: lysophospholipase D GDPD1
Exons: 10
Coding region: 264-1205 (313 amino acids)
Biological process (GO): N-acylethanolamine metabolic process; lipid metabolic process; glycerol metabolic process
Cellular component (GO): membrane; cytoplasm; endoplasmic reticulum membrane
Molecular function (GO): glycerophosphodiester phosphodiesterase activity; phosphatidylcholine lysophospholipase A1 activity; phosphoric diester hydrolase activity
Source: RefSeq, a predicted model, not a curated record